AGCAACUCUACGGAAACGGUCCCCAUCCUCUCGCGAUUUUCUGUUCCUCUUUCGCGCGACGGCGCGAGGCAAAUCUCCCCCAGGCGUUCCCGGAGCCGGAGCCGCGGCGAGAAGCGCGCGUCCCCAGGCCUUCGCUCUCCGCGCCGGCGAGACAAAUAGAGAGCAGUGGCGAAGGGGCAGGACCCGGCGGGCGCCUCGUCUCCCGGCGAUCGGCGCGGCCGGCCGCCACGAUGGAUUCGGCUCGCCCCCGGAGGGUUCCCAACAAAUCCCGCCGCCCAGACUGGAGAGAGGAGCUUAGGGCAAAUUGCAUGACAAGAGUUAAAAAUGAGAGAGUUCACUUGCUCUGGAAGAUGAGGAACCAAGGGCAGCCGCCUGCUAAUGACAUGAAAACGGUCGAAUCUGCAGUCAGGAACAUUAUCUCAGAUGAGGUACAGAAACUCAAAAGGAAUGUGAAUGGAAAAGAGGACCAAGAAGUUGAUAUGAUAUGGGAAUAUGAAGGGCCGCAAGAAGCUAUGCCUGCUGAAUUUGAAAGUGAAGAUAUGUUGCUUGAAAUGGAAAGAGUUCUUUAUGAAGAUCUGCGGGAAGAAAUGAUUCGAAAAGAAAUAGAGGCUCUUGAUGAGGAAGAUGCAUACUUAGCUCAGGCUGUUUUCGAACAUAUGCAAUUAAAGGACGAGGGUGUGGAAAAUGCUAAGCUCUGGUGUCCAGUAUGCAAACAAGGAGAGCUACGAGAAACUCAUAAUCUCAUACACUGUACUUUGUGUAAGAUACGGAUUGACCUUGAAGAAGAUAAGGUCAACCUAGAUUUCUUGCGGGAACGGUUGGCUAAUGUCCAUAUGGAGCACUUGGACAGAGGAUGCACAUUGUCACCCAAGUUCUGCUUGCAUGACAUGUUUGGGUUGAAUGCGCUUUACAUCCGUUGCGAUGAAUGCAGCACUUUCGAAGUUGUGGUGUAAGUAUUGCAAUAAGGCUGAUGAUGACCAUAUGAUCAACAUAUGAAGGUUUUGGCAGUUUUCCUGAAGUUACUUGUCAGAAACUUGUUGGAAAAAGGCCCACAUGUACCCAUUGUAAUAUGCUGAGGUGGCCAAACAGUAAAGGUUCCAUACAAAUGUAAUCGCACGUCUGCCUACCUUUCUAGAAUUUCUGCUGUGUACAGUGCAGUGUAAUUAGCCAGUUAAUCUUGCUCAACAUUUCGUUGCCAGCUUACACGACACUAUCAGUGCAUUGACCAGCAUGAAAUGAAAUGCUCUUUUUCUGUGGA
This is a messenger RNA of Triticum urartu, 1258 nucleotides long. Its product is annotated as RPA-interacting protein A. Gene Ontology annotation, cellular component: nucleus. The record is from RefSeq and is a predicted model, not a curated record. Gene Ontology annotation, biological process: protein import into nucleus. Lineage: Eukaryota; Viridiplantae; Streptophyta; Magnoliopsida; Poales; Poaceae.